Messenger RNA from Aegilops tauschii subsp. strangulata, 911 nucleotides. RefSeq names its product non-specific lipid transfer protein GPI-anchored 29. NCBI's taxonomy places the organism in Eukaryota, Viridiplantae, Streptophyta, Magnoliopsida, Poales, Poaceae. The record is from RefSeq and is a predicted model, not a curated record.
ACACACAUCGGUCACACGUACUCGACCCUGCCUCCAGUCCAUAGCCAUACACCACCACCUUCCUCCCAAGUCCCAAGCGAACAAACACGCGAUCGCUUCGAUGGCGACUCUGCGGCGGUGCUCCGGGCUGUUGCUCGCGGCGGUGGCGCUGGCGCUGGCGGCGGGGAUGGCGGCGGCGCAGGGGCCGGCCGGCGCGCCGGCGCCGGCGGCCGGGAUCAGCUCGGAGUGCAUGACCGCGGUGCUCAACAUGUCCGACUGCCUGCCGUACGUGGAGAGCGGGAGCAAGACGCGGCACCCGGACAAGGCCUGCUGCCCGGAGCUGGACGGCCUGCUGCAGUCCAACCCCGUCUGCCUCUGCCAGCUGCUCGCCGGCGGCGCCGACUCCUACGGAAUCAGCGUCGACUACAAGCGCGCCAUGGCGCUGCCCGGCGUCUGCCGCCUCAACGCGCCGCCCCUCAGCGCCUGCGCAGCUUUUGGAGUCCCCGUGGGGCCUUCUUCGGCGCCAUUAACAGGAGUGCCCUCUCCAUCCGCUACAGGACCACUGAUGCCUGAGAACCCGCCAUCCGCAACGCCGUCCAAGUCGAAGUCCCACGCCCCGGGCCGCCUCAACGGCCGCGGCCUCGUCGCCCUCGCCGCGCUGCCGCUGGCGAUCACGGCCGCCGCCAUGUUCUAGGGCAGCAAGAGUUCGCGGACGUGUGGCAUUGUGCCGGUCUCACACGCUUGGCCCGAUGAGAUCACAUUCUUCUCCAUUCUUGCCUCACAUUCUCAUUGCUGUACACGAGAGAUUAUUUUUCUGGUUGAUCCAUUUCCUUGUCGCAAUUCCCUUACCUGUGUGUAAUCUGCUAGAGAUGGUUGACAGUCUGUGUAUUACGUAGAUUUGCAUUGCUGCUACUAAAUUAAUUCUUUCGUUA